Ixodes scapularis (black-legged tick) is the source of this 1335-nucleotide messenger RNA. Its product is annotated as SAP30-binding protein. The transcript has 2 exons. The record is from RefSeq and is a predicted model, not a curated record. The coding region runs from base 199 to 1110 and encodes 303 amino acids. Lineage: Eukaryota; Metazoa; Arthropoda; Arachnida; Ixodida; Ixodidae. Gene Ontology annotation, biological process: regulation of DNA-templated transcription. Gene Ontology annotation, cellular component: nucleus.
ACCUUCAUCGUCCAUUCAUAACAUCCGGUAACUUUCGGUUCUUCCGGUCCUUUCAUCCGUCUCACAAAAUGGCGUCUGGCACAACGUUCCUCUUGCGCAUAUCAGAAUGAUCGCCGUACGUCGUCUUUAUUCGUGAUAACAUCAUCCCGAAACAGCUUAGGUGGCUUAGGGGUCAAGCACCGAAAGCCACAAGCAAUUAUGAACAGCGAACCAUCCAGACCCACGGCCCUCGCGUCUCUCACGGAGACGUAUACAGACUCCGAAGGCGAGCUCGACUCCGACUCGGACAGCAAUGAACCGCCCGCGCCGGCGCCGCGUCCCAUCGAGCCCAAACCGCCGAGCAUCGACAGCACUCCCAGCUCCCAAAACGGCGUGCCUUUGGUCUCUUACCGCGCCGAAGAAGACGACGACGACUUCGGCGAGGAUGUGAUCGUAGCCGACGAAGACUCCAUCAGCGACCUUCUGUCCGACGUCGGGCGGCCGGCUGAGCCUCGCACCCCUGUGCGGCCAGAGUCCCCGGUGUCGUUCCACCGGUGCCUGCUGGACCACGGCCCGAACAGGCUGUUCCUGCCGCCGGAGCCUCCGGGCCGCUGCUCGCAGACGCUGCAAGACAAAAUCUCGAAGCUGUACGAGCGCAAGCUGCGUGACGGCAAGGACAUGAACGCGUCGAUCCAGACGCGUAAAGACUUCAGGAACCCGAGCAUCUACGAGAAGCUGAUCGCGUACUGCGGCAUCGACGAGAUGGGCACCAACUACCCGCCCGAAGUGUACGACCCGCACUGCUGGGGCCCGUCGUCCUACUACGAGGAGCUGAGCAAGCGCCAGAAAGAGGAAAUGGACAGGCGCGAGAAGGAGAAGAAAACCAAGGUGGAGUUUCUGACGGGCACCGCCAAAAAGCCCGGUGCCGAGGCAGCGGAAGUGGCAGCGGGGCUCAAACGCAAGAGCAAGUGGGAUGUCGGCAGCGUGCAGACGGGUGGCGUCAUGAUGCCGGCACAGCUGAAGCCCGCCACGCUCGUCACUCCGCAGGUGGUCCCCGUGUCUCUACCCACGGGCACCAAGCCAACGGUCAUCUCGGCCUUUGGGACCCUUCCAAAGAAGACCAAGCAGUGAGCGAGACAUCUUAGGACCAUCCUCAGUACUGUUUCCUGCACUCGAGUGUGUAGUGUGUGCGACAUCCUUGGAAAGGCGUCUGCUAUGGCCAGGGCAAGUUUGUGAGCUGACCCGGGAACUUGUAGACUGUGGCGACUGGGCCGCUCAUUGAUUCUGUGAGUUGUUGCUUGGCCGAGCCGAGACAUUGCUCUGCUUACAAGCUGGAUAAAAAGAUCAGUAUGGCAA